Misgurnus anguillicaudatus (oriental weatherfish) is the source of this 3741-nucleotide messenger RNA. Lineage: Eukaryota; Metazoa; Chordata; Actinopteri; Cypriniformes; Cobitidae. The record is from RefSeq and is a predicted model, not a curated record.
UCUUAAGAUCCUUAGAUUUUUCGAAACAAAUUAUUAGCUUGCAUUUCUUAAUGAAUAUAAAACUACAACAAUAUAAAACAUGCACAAACUCACCUAAGUUAAGCAAAGAAAUAAAACGUUUAUUAUUACAAUAAAGGUAUUCAAAAUCAUUGCCGUACAGUAUAUGCACGACAUAAACUGCUUGAUAGCGCGUCUCCCACUAGCAGAAUAACAAUAAUAUAAUACAUUUGGUGCGAAUCGAGGUCGGUACAUGUUCACACCUUAAACGAACCGUACCAGAGUUCGUUUGGAACCGGACCGAGACCACCUCUUCAGCUGGGUCUCGGUGCGGUUGUUUGGUCCGCACCAGAGUUCGAUUGCUGUAUUCACACCUGCCCAAAAGGUCCGCACCAAGGGGGGAAACGAACUUAAGUUCGAUUUAAUCGAACCAAACAAGGUAGGUGUGAAUACACCCUAAGUGUUCAGGUAAACGCUAUAAUAGGAUUUAUUAAUCGGAAGGAUUUUAAUCCGAUGGAGGCAAAAUGUGUCCAUGUAAACGUAGCUAGUGAUUCGAUAGUGGACUGGUACUUUGAUGUCACAUGAGCAUGUGGAUCUGCAAACCCAUUUACACUGCAAAAUGGUCAGAAGAGGGCAGAGCAAAUAUGUGUCUGUCUAAUAUUACGUGGGAUAUAGUGAAAUUUGGAUUACAUUUAGAGGACAAAAUAAGAUUUUGUCAUAAAUUGUUUGCUUAUGACGAUGAAGUAUUUUAUUCAGAAAUAUAAAGUUUUGAAAAUAUCAAUGCAUGUCUCUAUAAUCUCUCUAUAUAAAACACACCCAUUUAAUGUGUGUAAUGGUCAGAAGAGGGAAGAGCAAAGAUGUGUCUGUGUUGUAUUGUAAAGAAUGUCUUUCUCAUUUUAGGCUUGUAUUUGGUUUCUUGUGGGACAAAAAUAACACUGCAGUCAAUCAUUCCAUUAUGUAGAGAACUGAGCAAUGUCUCCCUUGCCUGAUACAGGUCACUACUUCAGCAUGGACUACUCAUCCCGGGAUGUUCAUGUGAGGAUCAUCACCCUGGGCUUCAUCUUUUACACUGUCGUGUUUCUCCUGUCCCACUUCAUAUCGAAACUGCUGUUUGUAACCUACCGCUUGCUGCCUGGCAAAGAAAAGUUUUUCUGGGAUUUAGCUGCGACUCGGGCAGUAUUCGGCAUCCAGAGCAUAAUAGCAGGUCUUCGAGCACUCUUGGAAGACUCUGCUGUACAUUCUGAUAAGAUCCUUGGGCAGGAAAACUGGUCAUGGUUUAACGUCCUGAUAGCUACUGGCUUUUUCCUAUUUGAAAACGUAGCUCUUCACUCAUCCAAUGUGGUGUUCUGGUCCUUUGAUCUGCCGUUAGCUGUGCACCACUUCUUUGCUUUGGCAGGGUUUGCUGGUGCAGUUGUGUGGGACUGGCUGGGUCAUUUUCUUCCUAUGGUGACCUUGCUGCUGGAAAUGAGCACACCCUUUACCUGCAUAUCCUGGAUGCUACUUAAGGCUGGCUGGUCUAAGACUCUGUUCUGGAAAGCUAAUCAGUGGAUGAUGAUCCACAUGUUUCACUGCCGGAUGGUUCUAUCCUACUAUAUGUGGUGGGUGUCCUGGAAUCAUUGGGAGGACAUGAAUACCCACAUCCCAUUAAUUCAGAGACUGUUGUUCUUUUUGGGACUUACCCUGCUCACCUUAUUUCUCAAUCCCAUGUGGACACAUAAGAAAACCUUACAGCUACUAAAUCCAGUGGAUUGGAACUUUGGGGAAAAAACUCCACCAGAGAACAGACCAGUCAUAGAUGAGCCACAGCACAAACACCAUGCCAGCUGAUUAACUGUUUGUAUGCGGGUAAUAUGAGCAAAUGGUAUUUUUUUUAUAGUUGUAUCGUCAAGCAUUGUUUGAAGGUUUAAUAAUUGAGGUUUAGUACUUUCAAAUUCGAGAUAAGGCACAUUUAGUUUGGUUUCUGUAUUCAGAUAGCCCUAACUCUAUAUUUUUAGUUGUGAUUUCAGGCUGUGGCUGAUGCAUGUUUCGUAUGUGUGUAACUUUUAACUGAAUGUGACAGUGGGAAAUGACAUUUGUGGGCUCUUUUUCAUCAACUUCCUGUUUAAGUUGGGUUGAACAUCAUGAAAAAAGCUUAUUAUUUGUGUUUAUUUGACUGUUUAAAACUGUUUUCGUUAUGCAUUGACAGUCCCUCAGGAUGCAAGGUCCUUGUCUUUGUCUCAAGUUUACUGCAGGGUUAAAGAUGACCAGAGUAGAUUUUUUUGUCUUGUUUUCACCUGUCAAAACUAAAUUUGGUUCUAAAUAAUCUCUGAUUUUUUUGCUUUGAAAACAUCACCUUAGAAUGAUCAGACUUUGGUGUACUUUUUCUUUCAGAUCAUUUCUUGUACAUACUGUUUAGUGAUGCCCCAUAGCAGUAGGCUGUGUGAUUUAAUCAAUGUAUUUUUCUUUCUGAGGCCUAUGGAUGUUUGAUUAACUCUUUCCUCGCUAUUGACGAGAUAACUUGUCAAUUAAGAGAAAAAGCUUCCCUGCCAAUGACGAGGAUUUCUGUCUUUCCGCAAUAUCGCUAUUAUCCACCAGGUGGUGCACUUCUGCAACUUAUACAACCCGGAAGUAGUGCCUCACGUGAAAGAACUCUGUUGCUGAGUCCCAAUUUGCAUACUAUCCGUCCUAAAUAGUAUUCGAAACUAGAAUUAGUACGUCCCAAAUCGUAGUAUGUUGAAAUGAGUAUCCCAAAAAUACCCGGAUGGUCUACUAUUUCCGGUUAGAAUUCGAAGUGCAGAUCAAUGCACACUCUAACGGCUAAUAUUGCCCACAACCCAUUGCGUGCGGGAGGGAGGAAAUUAACCACACUGACCUUCUUGCUUAUUUGUAGUAAUACUGUGGCUGUACAAAUGUUAACUUUAUUAGUCCAACAAAAGAAACAUGGUUACUACACUUUUACUAUAGUAAAAGCAUGGUUCACUUUCAUCUGGAUAUUUUUAAGUUAUAUAUAAGUAUAAAAUUAAGUAUAAAUACGUUAAACGGUAGUUAUACUGUAAACUUUUUAAUAUUUUGACUUUAAAAUAAGUAGCUUUUGUUACACACAUUGCACAUGAACGUCAGAGCCAGCCGCCUCACAAACGACCUGCGUUUGGUUCUAAUGACGCUCUGCUUCACUCCUCAACUUGGUAGAACACAAUGUAUUGUGAAAUGUAUUGUGAAAAAAAAUGACGACAAAAAAAAGGGAAUAGUAAAUAAAAUUAUAUUUGACAUAAGUUAUAAGAAUGAAUGAAAUAUUGUUAACAGUCAUGGUGUGUGUAACUAGGCAACCACGUUUUCGUUCACGUUGCAUGACGUCAUCGAAGUACGUCCCAGAACGUGCAUACUCUUUUGCUACACACUCAAAAGUAUGAACAUUUUCUUCACAAAAACAGUACAUACUUUUAGGUCGUAGUAUAAGUAGGCAAAUUGGGACUUAGCAUGUGUUUGUUUUAAAGGUCGCUCUGCAUCUGAUCUCUAUUAAAAAGUCCUUCACAAAAAUGGAUUUAUCUCAGCUUUUUGCUCAAAAUUGGGUGUUUUUGAAGAAACCUACCCAUAUUUGAGAGGUGAUAAAAAGAGAACUAAUGAAGAGGAUGAAACAGUUUUUUUGUUGUUUUUUUUUUAAAGAAGAGGGUCUGUUCUUUCAUUUGAUUUUGUGAUUUUGUUUGUUUAUAUAUUUAAAGAAGAAAAUUUUCUGGAAAGCAUUAAACUUUUGUGAAAAUCAUGAAA